AUGACAGCAAUACUAGGUGCUGGUAUAUCAGGUUUAUCAGCUGCAUAUUAUGCUCUUGAAAAUCCAAAAAUGGCACCAUUAGUUAUAUUAGAAGCUUCAAAUCGUGUAGGUGGUUGGAUACGUUCUGUAAAACAAUCCGAUGGAACAAUCUUUGAAACAGGUCCACGGGUUAUUAGAGCUAACACAAAUCAUUUAUUAAAUCUAGUGGAAGAAUUAGGAUUAUCAUCUAAAGUUGUUCCUAUUAAAGCUGGACAUCCUGCUGCUAUCAAUCGAUAUAUAUAUGCAGAUAACAAAUUGCAUUGUUUGCCUAAUAGUCUGAAAGGAGUUAUGACAAAAAAUACACUGUUAAAUUGUUCUCUAAGUAAAGUUUUGUUGAAUGAUUUCAAAGCAAUAAAGGUUUCUAAAGAUGAUGAAAGUAUAUAUAGUUUUAUAGAAAGGAGAUUUGGCAAAGAUAUAUCUGAAAAAUUGGUUGCUCCAGUAUUAUGUGGAAUUUGUGGUGGUGAUAUACAUAAAUUAAGUGCAAAAUCUUUUAUGACACAUGCAUUUGAAGCUGAACAAAAAUAUGGUUCUAUAUUUAUAGGUCUUUUCAAACAAAAAUUUGUAGACUUGUUAAAUAAAAGCAAUGAACAAGAAAUUAAAUUGAAAAAUAUGAAUGAUACUCAAACAAUAACAAAAUCACAUAACACACCACUGUUAGCACAAAAAGCUAAAACAGAAGCUUGGAAAAUAUGGGGACUUCAAGGAGGUUUUGAACAAUUGCCUCAAGCAUUAGCUGAGAAUAUAUCUAAACGUGGAGUAAAUAUAAAAAUGAAACAUAACUGUGAAGAAAUUGUAUUUAAUAAAGAUUGUGUAGAAUUAAUUGUAAAUGGAAAAGUUGAAAGAUACUCUAAUGUUAUAUCAAGUUUGCCUGCUAAAAGUUUAGCUAAUUUAAUACAAAAGCAACAUCCAGAAUUAUCUAAAGAAUUACACAAUGUUCCUACAGUAACAAUAGCUGUUAUUAAUCUUCAAUUUUCUGAAAAUGUUUUACCUGUAAAAGCUUUUGGAGUUCUUGUUCCACCAAAGGAAGAAAUUCCAAUUCUGGGUAUAAUAUUUGAUUCGUGUGCCCUUCCUCAAAACUCCAAAAUGACAGUACUGACAGUAAUGAUGGGAGGGGCAUGGUUUGAAAAAUACUUUGGUAAAUGCUCAUCUGAAGAACAUUUAAAAAUGGUAGCAGUUAAAUAUGUAAAUGAACUCUUAUACAUUAAUGAAGAUCCCAAGGCAUGUCAUGUUUCCGUUCUGAAAGACUGUAUUCCACAAUAUAUGAUAGGUCACGCACAACGCUUAACUCGCAUCCAAGAUUAUAUCUGUGCGCACAAAAUACCUUUAGGGCUGUGUGGCUCUUCAUACCACGGUGUAGGAGUCUCUCAUGUUAUUCUGUCAGCAAAAGAAGCUGUUUCUAAUAUCAAUCAACAUAUAUAGAUUUAUAAAAUUCAAAUAUGAAUGAAGCUUGACAAAUUAUAUAAAAUACUUUCUUCUGAUUCAACAACAAAAUAA
Eufriesea mexicana is the source of this 1533-nucleotide messenger RNA. RefSeq names its product protoporphyrinogen oxidase (gene Ppox). Gene Ontology annotation, biological process: heme biosynthetic process. Gene Ontology annotation, cellular component: mitochondrial inner membrane. The transcript is spliced from 2 exons. Gene Ontology annotation, molecular function: protoporphyrinogen oxidase activity, oxygen as acceptor. Bases 1 to 1458 code for a protein of 485 amino acids. The record is from RefSeq and is a predicted model, not a curated record. Lineage: Eukaryota; Metazoa; Arthropoda; Insecta; Hymenoptera; Apidae.